AUGUGCUUCUUCAAGGAUCGCAGUAAGACACUUGAUAUUAUUAAGCGCGCGGAUGUCGCUGGGUUCAAGGCGGUUGUUGUAUCUGUCGACGUCGCGGCGCUGGGUCUCCGACUCAAUGAAUACCGCAACAACUUCAAGAUGCCUUCUGGUGUCACCAACGUCUUGAUUGCAGACCCACCUGGCGUUCGAAAAAAGCGCCCUGAGUGGGAUCCAUCCGUCACCUGGGACGAUGCUAUCAAGUGGCUGCGAGAGCACACAACGAUGGAGAUCUGGCUUAAAGGGAUCCUGAGCCCCGACGAUAUUUCCCUAGCAAUCCAGCACGAAGUUGACGGGAUUCUCAUCUGGAACCACGGAGGCCGGCAGCUCGACGGCGUUCCAGCGACAUUGGACGCCCUGCGCGAGUGCGCACCAAUCGCCAGGAACAAAAUCAAAUUAGCCGUCGACGGCGGAAUUAGGCGUGGCUCUGACAUCUUCAAGGCUCUUGCUCUGGGUGCUGAUUUCUGCCUGGCCGGUAGACCACCGCUCUGGGGACUUGCCUACAACGGGGCAGAGGGAGUUGAUCUGUCAGUCAAGAUUCUACUUCGGGAGUUUCAAACAUGCAUAGCGCUCUGCGGUUGUAAGACAGUGAGCGACACUUCCAUUGAUCACCUAUCAACGCUGAGCCCAGAUGGAAGGCUUAGCCGCCUCUGA
This is a messenger RNA of Aspergillus calidoustus, 690 nucleotides long. Lineage: Eukaryota; Fungi; Ascomycota; Eurotiomycetes; Eurotiales; Aspergillaceae. The record is from the annotation of a GenBank genome assembly.